AUGGCGCCCGAAACCAAGAACGAUUUCCUAGAAAUCGCUGACAGUGAUGCGGAUAGCGAUAUCGGCUACAAUUCCGAAGAAGAUGAUAUGCAAAAGGGUGGCCGCGGCGCCAAGCGACGGAAAGUUGAGUCUGACGACGAAGACGACCCAGGAAGCGACAUUGGAAGCGACGACGAAGACGAAGCGACUGAGAAGGACUCAAAGAAGACACAAGAGGAAGACAAGAAGGAAGAUCAGCCCGAAAAGCCAAAGCGCAAAUCAAAAGACACAACAUCAACAGAACUGCCUGACGUUACAAGGACCUUGACAAAGAAGAACCUCGUCGCAUCCGAAGCCGCUAUCAAGAAGUCAGGCGUUGUCUACCUCUCUCGUAUACCUCCCUUCAUGAAACCAGCUAAGCUGCGAUCUCUCCUCGAACCCUACGGCACCAUCAACCGCAUCUUCCUCGCUCCCGAGGACCCAGCCUCGCACGCCCGCCGCGUUCGCGCCGGUGGCAACAAGAAGCGCUCCUAUACCGAGGGUUGGGUCGAAUUUACCAAGAAGAAGGAUGCCAAGGCCGUCUGCGAUCUUCUCAACGCGCGCACUAUUGGCGGCAAGAAGGGCAGCUACUACCACGAUGAUUUAUGGAACCUACUAUACCUCAAGGGCUUCAAGUGGCACAACCUCACAGAGCAAAUUGCUGCCGAGAACGCAGAGCGCUCCAGCCGCAUGAGAGCCGAAAUCAGCAAAUCAACAAAGGAGAACAAGGAGUUUGUCAGAAACGUGGAGAAGGCAAAGAUGCUGGACGGCAUGGCGGUCAAGGCCAAGGCCAAGAAGAGGAAGGCAGAGACCCAUACAGAGGGUCAGGAGGACGAGUCGGUGCGACAGGUCAAGCGCUCGUUCAAGCAAGUUCCUCUUGCAAAGAAGAAGAUGGAUGGCGAAGAUCAGCCAGCCGAGGUGACGAGGGUAUUAAGCAAGAUUUUUUAA
Molecule: messenger RNA, 966 nt
Organism: Fusarium graminearum PH-1
Lineage: Eukaryota; Fungi; Ascomycota; Sordariomycetes; Hypocreales; Nectriaceae
Exons: 1
Coding region: 1-966 (321 amino acids)
Biological process (GO): endonucleolytic cleavage in 5'-ETS of tricistronic rRNA transcript (SSU-rRNA, 5.8S rRNA, LSU-rRNA); endonucleolytic cleavage in ITS1 to separate SSU-rRNA from 5.8S rRNA and LSU-rRNA from tricistronic rRNA transcript (SSU-rRNA, 5.8S rRNA, LSU-rRNA); small-subunit processome assembly
Cellular component (GO): nucleolus
Molecular function (GO): RNA binding
Source: RefSeq, a predicted model, not a curated record